Messenger RNA from Melampsora larici-populina 98AG31, 669 nucleotides. RefSeq lists its product as uncharacterized. NCBI's taxonomy places the organism in Eukaryota, Fungi, Basidiomycota, Pucciniomycetes, Pucciniales, Melampsoraceae. The transcript is spliced from 4 exons. Gene Ontology annotation, molecular function: zinc ion binding; nucleic acid binding. Bases 1 to 669 code for a protein of 222 amino acids. The record is from RefSeq and is a predicted model, not a curated record.
AUGAGUGCUCAAAUAACUCCCAGAUUCUGCACUCGAAAGUCUGAUCUUGAACGUAGACCCCAUCUCAUCACACCGGACAUGACCCCUCGUCAACAGUCCGAAUUAGCUUGUAUCCCGAUGCCUGCUAGCGCAAUGCCUGAAGUCAAAAGUGGAGAAGAUCAAUGUUUUCGCUGUAACCACUUUGGCCACGUAGGACCUGACUGUCCGAAUUAUGGUUCACCGUUCCUGAGGCCUGAAGACGAAGAUAGAUGGCGUCGGGUUGACAACGGCAAAUUGUAUAGCAUGUAUGCUUUAUGGCCAAGUCUACACGCUGAGGACGCAUACGAUGUGAUCCUCGGCGAGUCUCCGAUAUGGGACACCUUCGUUUCCCCAGUACUCAAAGCUCCGGUCAAGGCUCUAGAACAAGAAACCUCUCAAUUAGAUCAAUCGCAUCAAUCUGAAAGUGCUGGCCAACUGAUCUUUCCUCGAUUCUACAGUAAAAGGUCCGGAACAAGAAACCUCUCAAUCGGAUCAAUCGUAUCGAUCAGAACAUACGUAUCGAUCAGAACAUACUGGCCAACUGAUCUUGAUAGCUUUGUCACUCAAGCAACUUCCCUAGCCACACCCGAAACCUCUCGAGUCACAACCUCCCAACCGAACGAGACCGCAAUUGGAGCCUACAAUCAGUGA